This is a messenger RNA of Sphenostylis stenocarpa, 621 nucleotides long. Lineage: Eukaryota; Viridiplantae; Streptophyta; Magnoliopsida; Fabales; Fabaceae. The record is from the annotation of a GenBank genome assembly.
AUGGCGAGAAAGAAGAUACCGAUCAAGAAGAUCGACAACAUAAACGCUAGGCAGGUAACAUUCUCAAAGAGGAGAAAAGGUCUUUUCAAGAAGGCUCAGGAACUGUCAACUCUCUGUGAUGCUGAGAUUGCUCUCAUAGUCUUUUCCGCCACUAACAAGCUCUUCGAGUACGCUAGUUCAAGCAUGCAACAAAUACUUGAAAGGCAUUCGCGGCAUUCAGGUGCUCAAGGAUUAGACAUUUCAUCUAUUGGACAACAGCUUGGAAGUGAUUCCUUUGACAUGCUGCGCAAGGAAAUAGAAGAUAAGACUCAUAACCUGAGUCAGUUGAAUGGGGAUGAGUUGCAAGGAUUGACAAUAGAGGAAUUGCAGAAACUGGAGGAACUUCUUCAAAGACGUUGGACCACUAUUUCAAAAAUUAAGGAUGAAAAAAUUAUACAAGAGAUCAACAGCAGUAAAACAAAGGAAGCUGAACUUAUGGAAGAGAACCAGAAAUUGAAGCAGAGGUUGGCACGAGAACAAAGGCAAUCACAUGAGUCAAUUACCUGCAGUUCAUCUGAUUUUUCUCCAGACAUUGGUAGUUCUGACACAUCUCUCAAGUUGGGGCUGCGUUUAUUUGAAUGA